AUGGGCGGCGCAUCCAAUACACAAUGGGAGCUGGAAGAGGGAAUCCCCCAGCAAGACGAUCCCUUCAUCCAACAGUACCUGCGGGGCCGCACCUCGCUAAUCGUCGAGGAGCAAAAGCAACGGCAUGAUUUCACUCUCCGCAAAGCCCUGUCGCCGAUCGCUGCCACCGCAUGUAAGAUCGUUUCCAAGAUCCGCGACCGGGAUCUGACCCAACACCCGUCGGGCCCGGUGGAGAACUCCGAUCUCUGGCGCAUCUUGCAUCGCAUGCCCAAGGGGUCUCUUCUCCACGCACAUCUCAACACCCUAGUCGAUGUCGGCUUCUUGGUUGACUUGGCUUUUACCACGCCGGGGAUCUGCAUCGCGGCUCCAAGUCCUUUCGUAGUGGACAGCGACUACGAAAGCGCUCCGUUCUACUUUCGGCAUUCUUCUCAAUCCGAAGAAACAGAGGAGCCAACUUUGUGGGAGUCAUCCUACCGUCCCACGACCCUCACCCCGCUGCAGAAGGCUGCAUCAACCUUCCCCAAGGGUGGAGAACCCGCAUUUCGAGAAUGGCUUAGGACUCGUUUCGGUCUACACCCCGAGUCCACACGUUAUGACAGUACCCACAGCGCUGCGUCGAUUAUUGAUUCGCUUCUAACCUACGAGCCCAUCCUGCGCGCAUGUCUACAUCGUGUGUUCAGCCAACUCGCUGCAGACGGCAUUAAAUAUGUGGAAAUCCGAAAUUCGUUUGAAAUUCCCUUCCGACGGGAAGGAAACAACGAACCCGACGAAGACUCCUUCAUGGACUGGUGUCGUGUCUUCCAGGAGGAAGUCAAUAGCUUCAAAACGACCGACGCUGGUCAGACUUUCCAUGGAGCUCGAGUCAUCUGGACCGCCACUCGUAUUUCAUCGAACAGAUGCGUCUUUGACGAUAUGGUGCAGUGCAUCCUAGCAAAGACGGAAUUCCCCGACGUUGUCUGUGGUUUUGACGUUGUGGGACGAGACAGCAAUCGGUCAUUGACAGAUUUGGUUCCAAUAUUGUUUUGGUUUCGCAGACAGUGCAUGGAAGAGGGAGUUGAUAUCCCCUUCUUUUUUCAUGCGGGCGAACAACUUUCAGGUGCGCUGUCCGAGUCAGAUGCGUUUGAUGCUAUCUUGCUAGGGACCCGACGCAUCGGCCACGGGUUGUCACUCUACAGACAUCCACUUCUCAUUGACCUGACGAAGGAGAAGAAGAUCUUGCUUGAAUGUUGUCCUGUCCCGGAAGCCGGUGCUCAGUCUGUCCCUCUUUCCGCACUACUGUCCCGUGGCGCCUCUGUCGCACUUUGCAAUGAUGUUCCAUCAACCUCCACGGAAAGCAUGAACACCAUGACCUCUACAUUCUGGAAAACAUUCGAGAGCGAGCAUAUGGGGCUCACAGAUCUUGCUAUGAUGGCCGAGAAUUCAGUCCGGUGGAGCUGUUUCACCGACCAACCCACUAAGGAAUGGGUAUCGGAACUUCGAGAAGGCAUCCUUGGCGAAGGAACGAAAGCCCUUCGACUGAAGGAAUGGUAUUCCGAGUUCGAAAGGUUCUGCGAAUGGGUUGCGUUGGAAUUUGCCGAGGUGGAUAUUGAGGAUUGA
Molecule: messenger RNA, 1596 nt
Organism: Aspergillus terreus NIH2624
Lineage: Eukaryota; Fungi; Ascomycota; Eurotiomycetes; Eurotiales; Aspergillaceae
Product: putative CECR1 family adenosine deaminase
Exons: 2
Coding region: 1-1596 (531 amino acids)
Biological process (GO): adenosine catabolic process; inosine biosynthetic process
Molecular function (GO): adenosine deaminase activity
Source: RefSeq, a predicted model, not a curated record